UACACUCUGGGGUGGUUGCUUGAGGGAGAUCAUUGAUAUAAAUUAUAAAAAGCAGCGGACCCAAAUUGCUCCCCUGUGGUACUCCCCACAGAUUUUCACGAUAACCGGAAAGAAAAUUUUGUCUUACAAGUUUGUUCCCAACUUUGACUAUUUUUGAAAUCUCAGUGCGCUGAAAAGAAAAGAUGGAUGAUGAUGAUGUGCCAGCACUGUCUGCGGAGACAUUUGCAGCCCUUCAGGAGUUUUAUGCAGAGCAGCAGAAGAGACAGGAAAUACUUGACAAGUUACAGGCUGAGGACAAGCUGAAGGAAAACAUACUUUUUGAUGAGAAUUGGCAACUAAGUCAGUUCUGGUAUGACGAGGCCACAGUGCAGGCGCUAGUGAAGGUGGUGGACAAGGCAAUACUAGACGGAGGCAGGGUGGCACUACUGUCCUGCCCCACUCUCUUUGUGCCGGUGAAGCGGCAGCUUAGAGAACGCGCUACAGUGUCCCUUCUCGAGUACGACCGGCGGUUCGAGGUGCACGCCCCCGACUUCAUCUUCUAUGACUACAACUUCCCCGACAAGCUGCCUCCGGACCUGGAGCGGUACGACCUGGUUGUAGCUGACCCCCCAUUCUUGUCUGAAGAGUGCAUCCAGAAGACCUCGCAGACUAUCAAACUGUUGGCCAAGGAUAAGAUCGUAGUGUGCACAGGGGCUGUGAUGAAGGAAAAUGUGGAGAAACUCUUGGAUUUGCGGAUGUGCGAGUUCCAGCCGCGCCAUAGGAACAACUUAGCCAACGAGUUCGCGUGUUACGCUAAUUUUGAUCUAGAUGGCGCUUUAAGAUGAUGCUCUGGUUGGACAUUCAUUGAAAGGGUCAGAAGGGCCAAAUUGCAAAACCUUUUUAAGAAUUUUUUUCUCUCCCCUUCAAAACGUAUUCAUAUGUUGUUAUUGACGCUAAUACAUAGUAUGAACAGUCAGCAACCGAAGGCAGCAGCACACUAAGCUAUUACAGAACCGAUAAGGUCCAUCUUAGGCUCUGUCAUCACUUUCCAUCAGGUGUGACUAGGGUCAAUCGCCAGACAGUUUAGUUAACCUUUUGGACGCCAAUGACCGAUAUAUCUGCACCGCAGGUUCAACGCCAAAGACCGAUUAAUCGGUCACAAACUACAGAGUAACAUAGACCUAUGUGCAUAUGCAUAAAGUUCAAUUUCAGUUUUGACACUUCGGUGACGUGGCGUCCGAGUGACAGCUUUUGUGUUUGACACGACGUCGAAAAGGUUAAAAAAAAAAACCAGCAUAGUUGUUUUCAUAUAAGUAAUUUUGAACAUUUUCCCCGCUUAGCUACUUCUGCCGCUAAUUGUACCUUAUACCUACCUAAUUUAUGAAUAUGCAUUAAAUGCAUAGCGUAUCGUAAGUCUCAAGCCAAUUUUCAUUUGAAUUGUUUUGUUUUAUUCCAUUAGAGUUAGACUCGAUUUAAAUAAACUGAUAUUGCAUUUAUGGC
This is a messenger RNA of Cydia fagiglandana, 1479 nucleotides long. RefSeq names its product EEF1A lysine methyltransferase 1. Gene Ontology annotation, molecular function: protein-lysine N-methyltransferase activity; nucleic acid binding. NCBI's taxonomy places the organism in Eukaryota, Metazoa, Arthropoda, Insecta, Lepidoptera, Tortricidae. Gene Ontology annotation, biological process: methylation. The coding region runs from base 183 to 824 and encodes 213 amino acids. The transcript is spliced from 4 exons. The record is from RefSeq and is a predicted model, not a curated record.